UUACGUCACAAAGUGACGGUGGACGCUGUAGAACAGAACAGCACUUUAAGAAAUGCAGUACAGAGCGAAGAGAACUGAGUGAGGGGUAUACUUACAAGAGCUUGAGGGAACAAGUCUGUAAACAGGCCUUUCAGGACGAGAAAAGGCUUUGAGACAGUCAGGGAGUAACACAGCUGUGUUAAUAGAGACAGGCCGAGUGACAGGUUCUGGUUUGGCUAGAGGCCGCAAGAGUCGAAAACGAGCAGGUAGCACCUCCAGCUUUGGCCCCCCCAUCCCCAAGGACAGCGUACAAGGCAGACAGUGGGGAAGGGUGGCUGAUGUAGUGAAGUGGGGUGCCCAAGCAAAUUUUUACUUUGUCAACGCUGGUAAUAACACUUCAUUUCCGAUUCAUUGGUGUGUGAAGCGGGGCUUCGCCAAGUCGACCCCAGUCGUGUCUGAGGGCAGGUAAAGAGGAUUCUAGGGCCACAAUAAUGUCCUCUCCCAGCCCUGGCAAAAGGCGAAUGGACACUGAUGUGGUCAAACUCAUUGAAAGUAAACAUGAAGUCACUAUCCUAGGAGGACUCAACGAAUUCAUAGUGAAGUUUUAUGGACCACAGGGAACUCCAUAUGAAGGAGGUGUGUGGAAAGUUAGAGUGGAUUUACCAGACAAAUACCCUUUCAAAUCACCAUCUAUAGGAUUCAUGAAUAAAAUUUUCCAUCCCAACAUUGAUGAAGCGUCAGGAACUGUAUGUCUAGAUGUGAUCAAUCAGACCUGGACUGCUCUGUAUGAUCUUACCAACAUAUUUGAAUCAUUCCUGCCUCAACUGUUGGCUUACCCUAAUCCCAUAGACCCUCUAAAUGGCGAUGCAGCAGCAAUGUAUCUUCAUCGGCCAGAAGAAUACAAACAGAAAAUAAAAGAAUACAUACAGAAAUAUGCAACAGAAGAGGCACUAAAGGAACAAGAGGAGGGUACUGGCGACAGUUCAUCAGAGAGCUCCAUGUCUGACUUUUCGGAGGAUGAGGCCCAAGAUAUGGAGUUAUAGUAGCGGAGCUACAUUUUCCACAGCAAAGACUAUUUCCUAACCACGAGGAGCAGACUAUAAAUAUUCAUAUUUAAAUAAAACAAUUUUUUUUUAUUACUAAACAAGGUUUUUAUGGAGAAUAGCAUUGGUAUAUAAAUAUAUAUAAAUAUAUAUAUAAACCGAGAAGGAGUGAGAUUUAUACAUCUCUUUCUUUCUUUCUUUCUUACAUGCUGUAGAUCUUUAUUUCUUGGUCAUUUCUCAACCCAAGGAGCUUAACAUUUCCACAUUCCACUUUGGUUAAUGACGCACCCAAAACUACAUGUGAUCUCAAGAGCUUUUUUGCAAAAAGUCAACUUGUGUUGAUGAAACUCUUCCUCUGACAAUAGAGAAGGAUCUGGUAGGUAGGUCUGAUCAGUGACACCAUCUUCUUUACCGCUGGUUCCAAAGAUAUUGGCUUGGGUACUGAGGUAAAAUACAAAAAACCUGAAGCUACAUUGUCUAUGAUGAGGGCAAGGGGUGGUGUUCCUCUCAUUUUCCCCAGCAGGCUGAAGACUUGCUCACAAACUGGUACUAAAGCAUUUAAAUGUCCUAGAUGAAAAUACUCUUUAAUGGACAUUUUGAUAGCAUUUAAAGACUUAAAAUAUAUAUAUUUAUAGGUUGGGUUUUUAAUACUUUUUUUAAUCAAAGUUCUUGUCCUCUGGUUCAGUGUCCUGAAGAUUACCAGGUAAUUUACUCUUGGAGCAUUCAUCUCAGAAAGCCUCUAAUUUUUUUGAGUGAAAGUAAGAAAUUUUAGAAAGUGUCUUUUGUAGCUUUUGGCUCCUUUAAUUUCCCACAUUGACUGUUUAAAUGACCAGUGUACGUCAAAGCAAGUAAACCUAUGCAUUUCCAUCUUAGAGUGAUACCGAUAGUAAAGCAAUAGAAUUUGUUCUAUAUUUUUUAUGGCCAGACUCAACAGAUCCUCCAGUCUUGCUUCAUAGAUAUGGCUUUUUUAUUUACUUUAUUAAACAUUCUUCUUGGAUUUCCUGCUAUGAGGUGAACUGAACUACGUAGCCCUGUAGGGCAGAAUAGUAAAGAUGCAAAGUUUGUUGUGAAAAAAAAAAUUAAGUGAAUAAGUGAUUUAAAACCAGCACAAAAUUUAGGAAGAACGAACUAGACUGAAAGAAGCAUCCUUUUGAUUCCUGUACCAAACUUUUCUGAAAUGUUUGCGAUUCACUUUAGCCUUUUGAGGCAACUUUCAUCCUUUGAUGAAGGAAAUUUUAUUUUUGUUUGAUGCCAGAACAACAAACGAGUACUGUUAUGGUUCUGAUCUCAUCAGGGUAAGUUAAGUCUCUAUGCCAUUAAUCCUUGGUUCUCUUACCUUUGUCAGUCCUUUAAACAUUAGGCACUUGAAUACUAUAAUUCAUGUGUUCACUUUUUUUUAUAUUUUCAGUUCAUUUGAUUGGGGGGCAUUUUUAAUUAUGUAAGCAAAGUUUAAACCACAACACAUACGAAAACAGAAAAUGGGAAAAGGCAGAAUUGUCGUAACCAUAGAGUACAAUCAGAAUUUUUUGUUUUGCUUCUGAAGAUUAGUUAGGCAUUAAUUUUCUUUGGCAUGUUUGUUUUCCUAAAUAAAAAUGAACACACAACA
This is a messenger RNA of Protopterus annectens (West African lungfish), 2628 nucleotides long. RefSeq names its product ubiquitin conjugating enzyme E2 H (gene UBE2H). The transcript is spliced from 7 exons. Gene Ontology annotation, cellular component: nucleus. The coding region runs from base 471 to 1022 and encodes 183 amino acids. Gene Ontology annotation, biological process: ubiquitin-dependent protein catabolic process; protein polyubiquitination. The record is from RefSeq and is a predicted model, not a curated record. NCBI's taxonomy places the organism in Eukaryota, Metazoa, Chordata, Ceratodontiformes, Protopteridae. Gene Ontology annotation, molecular function: ubiquitin conjugating enzyme activity.